AUGGCUGACGAAGAGUGUGAAGACCACCGCCAUCCAGUACAGCUGAAGAUGGAGCUUGUGCUUGUGCUGUUCUACAUUCUCUUUUGCAGCUCAGGUCCUGUGGCCCAGGAUAAGUGGUCAAUGACCGUACCUGAAGUUGUCACAGUGGGAUUUCGUGAAGACGCCGUCCUCCCCUGCACUUUUACGGCUCCGAGACAAUUUCAGCCGAGUGUAACGGUGAUUUGGCGACAUAAAGUUUGUCAAGAACCAGAAAUUUUCAGGUGUAUAAGCAAGGCUAAUGAGACUGAAGGUGGACAGAACUGCUCCAAGUCACUUGGACGUUACUCACUCUAUGGUGACCCGAAAGCACGCAACCUCUCACUAAUUAUCAAAAAUGUCUCAGUUGAAGAUCAAAAACAGUAUUUCUGUCGUGUUGAGCUGAAAGAGGGCAGUUAUGAAGCUCCAGGCGGAACCGAAUUAAAAAUCCAAGUACCCCGAACUAUAGAGAGCAUCUACAUACGAACGCUUGCAUCUGGAGAGCAGGUUGUAACGUGUGAUGUUAAAGGAAUACCUCUACCCAAUGUAACAUGGAUCAUGCCCGAGAACAUAAACGCCUCGCUGGUGUCUUUCCUAAGUGGAUUUUUUAGAGCUUCAUCCUCAGUUCCUGCGUAUCUGCUCAACACCAACUACACCUGUCAGAUUGAUGGAAGAAAUGGGCUUCAAAAUCAGUCAAUUUACUUCUCAAAAGGAGCUGCGGUGCAAGAACAUCAGAUCUCGUUGUUAUUAUUUGUUGCUGUUGUGACUACACUUACAGCCAUUUUAAUCAUCAUCAUCAUCAUCCUGGUGAUUGUGAUCGUGUGUUACAGGAAAGGCUCAUUUAAGACUGUGGGCACUGCACAACAGACCAGAUUUGGGAUGAUGGAGUGUAAAAGGUGA
Molecule: messenger RNA, 915 nt
Organism: Trichomycterus rosablanca
Lineage: Eukaryota; Metazoa; Chordata; Actinopteri; Siluriformes; Trichomycteridae
Product: sialic acid-binding Ig-like lectin 15
Exons: 5
Coding region: 1-915 (304 amino acids)
Biological process (GO): regulation of bone resorption; regulation of actin cytoskeleton organization; regulation of osteoclast development
Cellular component (GO): plasma membrane
Source: RefSeq, a predicted model, not a curated record